UUCCACACAUAACAGAAGGGUGCAUGGAUCACAGGUCAAAAGCCAUGUGCUCCGUUGUCCUUGGUGUGUGAAUUUUGCACAUUACGCCUUCAUCAUCACAAUGAACAAAAAAAGAAACCAUCCAUGGCAGACAUUUUAGUCAUGUACCGCUUCCUUCCAUAAGCUGAAACAAUACAUAGUUUUAUGAUGUCGUAAUUUUUUGGGUACAAUUUAUGAUCUCUUUAAUAGUAAUUUUGUAAAUGUCCGUUUGGUUACCUUUACUAGUAGCAGCUUAAUAAUAUGCAUACCAUCUCUAAUCGCAUUUCUUUUCUCCGCUAAUCACCCCCUUCAGCCAGCCCGAUCGAUCUUGUAAGAUCAAUCGGCCAAUUCAAAGGGCGAAUCUCAGUGACGUUUGCUUUAUCGAAAAAAGCUCCUCUACUCUGCUCCUCUGAUAUUCUCAACUUGAACUUCAAUACAAAGCUACCUCUUUUCAUUGGCUAGAGAUCAAAUUGAGAUUUCCCGUUCUCGGAACCCAAAAGUGGGUGUCGUGAGUGAAGCUGAGAAAUGGGUUCGCUUCAAGAUUCAUAAUUUCUGGUCGUUUUCAGGAGUCAUGAUUUUGGCGCGAGAGGAGUAUAGGAAUAGGAUUUGAGUUGCUGUUAUCUGGUACGGCGUCGCAGGCUAAUCUGGGUUCAAUUUUCAGAUGGUCUCUUUGGGGUUCUUGCUACGGCGGUGAAUUGUGGAAGAGGGCGGUGAAAGAUGCGGAGGCGGGCGGCCGAUUAUCAUCGGCGCCCGGUUCGGAGGAGCCUGACUUUUUGGAUCUGGGCGCUGCUCGGAAUAUUCUUGAUCGCCGGAUGCUUUUUGUUUGUCAUGCAUCAUCAGUAUGAUCGCAGGGAUCGCGUUGAACACCCUAUUUUGGAUAGAGAUGGUUCGGAAAAUGCACAGGUUAUACACGAGCCUCUUAAUUUUACCCAAGAAAUUUUGAGUGCCAGAUCCUACGCCAGGCAAUUAAUAGAGCAAAUGACACUUGCCAAAGCUUAUGUAAUUAUUGCGAAGGAGAACAAUAAUCUUCAUCUUGCAUGGCAGCUUAGCUCAAAGAUUAGAAGCUGCCAAUCUUUGCUUUCAAAGGCUGCAACAAGGGAGGAGCCAAUCUCUUUAGACGAAGCAGAGCCAAUCAUUAGAAGCCUCUCAUCUUUAAUCUUCAAGGCACAAGACGCACACUAUGACAUCGCCACCACAAUGGAAACAAUGAAAUCACAUAUUCAAGCAUUAGAGGAGCGUGCAGAUGCAGCAUUUGUACAAAAGGAAGUGUUUGGACUGUUAAGUGCUGAAUCAAUAUCCAGAAAUAUGCACUGCUUAGACAUUAAGCUCACUGCUGAUUGGCUCAAAAAACAGCCUCUGCAAGAUCUUGCAGAUGAGGUUCAAAACUCUCUUCGGUUGGUGGACAAUAAUCUGUACCACUUCUGCAUAUUCUCGGACAAUCUGCUGGCAGUUUCGGUUGUUAUUAAUUCGACCGUUUCAAAUGCUGACCAUCCCCAACAGUUCAUUUUCCACAUAGUCACGGAUGAGAUAAACUAUGGGGCAAUGCAGGCAUGGUUCCUAAGAAAUGAUUUUAAAGGGUCAACAAUUGAAGUGCAAAAAGUUGAAGACUUUGCUUGGUUAAAUGCUUCUUAUUCGCCUGUCAUCAAAGAUAUUACUACGGAUAUUUACCAAAAGUCAAAGUAUGUGUCAUUGUUGACUCACCUCCGGUUUUACGUCCCGGAAAUAUAUCCUGAAUUGGAGAAGGUAGUUUUCCUAGAAGACGAUGUCAUUGUCCAGAAGGAUCUGGCAUCACUCUUUUUACUAGAUUUGCAUGGUAAUGUGAAUGGAGCAGUGGAAACUUGUCUUGAAGGUUUUCACUUCCUUCACAAGCAUGUCAACUUCUCAAACCCGCUCAUCAGCUCUAAGUUCGACCCGCAGGCAUGCGGGUGGGCAUUUGGGCUGAAUGUGUUUGAUUUGAUUGCUUGGAAGAGAGCAAACGUGACUGGUAGAUACCAUUAUUGGGUAGAGCAGAAUGCUGACAGGACUAUCUGGAAGCUUGGGAUACUUCCUCCUGCUUUAUUGACGUUUUAUGGGUUGAUCGAGCCAUUGGAUCGGAGGUGGCAUGUUCUGGGGUUGGGCUAUGACCCCGACAUUGAUAACCGGCUUUUAGAUAUCGCGGCGGUGAUUCAUUUCAACGGGAAUAUGAAGCCAUGGGGGAAGUUGGGCAUCAGCAGGUAUAAGCCUAUAUGGGAACACUACCUAAACCAGAGUGACACUUAUAUUCAAAGUUGUGCCACUCACUGAAAGUGCGCCAAAGGUGUUGGUAAUCCAUUCUUUUCACCUCCCAAGCUCCAAAAUUUGUAGUUGCAUUACUUGUAGAUGAUAGAAGUAGAAAAGUUUUGUCAUUCAAAGGUUCUUUUGUUUUCUUUUAUAGCUUGGAAGUGGAAAAUUAUUCUUAUACAAUUAUAUACUUGCUAUACAAGGAUUUGUGAAUGGGAGGGUGUACACAUCAAAUGAUUUUUUGGCAGAUGAAUUUUUCAUUGUUACUUCUGUGAAUCCAAAUACAUUUGCGCUUCAGUUUUUGAAUGUAAUAUUUCUUAUAAUCUGUACCGGCACUUUAUGAUUAUUUUUAAUGUAUCUUUUCUCUCAAGUCAA
Cuscuta epithymum is the source of this 2652-nucleotide messenger RNA. Lineage: Eukaryota; Viridiplantae; Streptophyta; Magnoliopsida; Solanales; Convolvulaceae. The record is from the annotation of a GenBank genome assembly.